AUGGAAGAGGUCUCCUGGAACGAAGGGGCUGGAGAAGCUAUUGGAACGGAUGUCCAGUUAAAGUUCUCCAUUAUGGACUUGGGACAGGAGAAGGUCGUUGAGUGUGACACAGUGGAUGUUCUGGAAGAGGUCAGUUAUGGUGCAACCUCUGAUGUGCUCAGUAACAGAAAUAUCUUCCCCACAUUUUUCCGAACAGUUUACAGUAACCGGACCAUUUAUUUCAUACUCUCGGGUCUUCUCCAAUACUUUGGCUGGACAUGGGUUGGAGUUCUCUCUUCUGAUGAUGACAGCGGUAAUGAAGAAACCCAACUUCUGACCCAAUAUCUAACCAUGAAGGGCAUUUGUGUUGCCUACAUGAUUAGGAUAAAGCCUGACUCAGAAAAUACUAUUAAAAAUAGCAUUGAGACCAUUAGAAAGUCAUCUGCUCAGGUUAUAAUUCUUUGUGGGACCUUUUCUUCAUAUAUGGCCAAUCUUUUAAAAGAAGCAAGCCAUGUGCUCUAUGAUAAGACUUUUGUUUUUGGACCAAUAUUCGCCUCCAAUGUAUUUCUUUUGGAACAUUACAAAGAAGCCCUAGAAGGUAGUUUGGCCAUAGAAUUUUAUAAUCUGCCUGUUCCUGAUAUGAGGAGUUUUUAUGACAGUUUUCAGGUUGUGAACCAUCCUCAGGACACGUUACUGGAACACAUAUGGCUGCUACAUCUACACUGUUCAGGAACCAGAAGUCAGGCUCUAGAAAAGAUAAGCCAGCUUCAUUAUUGGGUCAAAAAUCAGAGAAGCUCGAAAAAUGACCCACGUAAUAAAGAAAAUGGUGAACUUGUCAAGCUGUUCAGAGUUAUGAAUUGGGGGUCUUUAAACAAAACUUCUAUAAUAAUAACACAAGUUGGGAGAACCUUCAUAACAAACAGAUCUCAGGAGAAUUUCUUCAUCACAGAAGAGAUCAUUAGGUGGAAAAGUGGAAUUAAUGAGAGAAAGGUAAAAGCACAUCAUGUAAAUCUUAGUAGACUCUUUCCCUAUUUGCAGAUCCCCAAGUCUCAGUGUUCGGAGAACUGUUUGCCAGGAAGCAGGAAAGUCCCGAGGUCUGGAAUCCAUGCCUGCUGCUAUGACUGUGUCCAGUGCUCAGAGGGAGAGAUAUCCAAUGUCAGCGACAGUGAAAACUGCCAGCAAUGCAGAUAUGAUGAAUGGCCCAACGAGAAGAAGGAUACGUGUGUCCUGAAACGGCUGGAUUUCCUAUCUUACUCUAACGACUAUUUAGGACUGGUCUUUGCCUUGUUCUCCUCCGUUCUCUGUGCCAUAACUGGACUGAUAUUACUGGUUUUUAUUUUACACCAAGACACGGCCAUUGUAAAAGCCAACAACAACAACCUGAGCUUUACCCUUCUGGUCUCCAUCAUGUUGAGCUUCCUUUGUGUGUUCUUUUUUCUUGGGCAUCCUGCUGAUAUAUCCUGCUUGUUACGACAAAUCUCAUUUGGGAUCCUUUUCACAAUUGCCAUUUCUUGUGUCCUUGCCAAAACCAUCAUGGUUUGUUUAGCAUUUAAGGCCACCAAACCUGGCAGUCCGUGGCAACAUUGGAUCGGGACCAAAUUUUCCAAUGGCAUUGUCAUCUUAUGUUCAUCCAUUCAAGUCAUAAUUUGUGUUAUCUGGUUGUCUGUCUCUCCUCCCUUCCAGGAUCUGGACACCUCUUCUUAUCAGGAAAAGAUCAUUGUUCAGUGUAAUGAAGGGUCAGUUAUUGGGUUUUAUUCUGUUCUUGGUUAUAUGGGGUUUCUGGCAGCUGUGAGUUUUGUUCUGGCUUUCAUGGUGAGGACAUUACCGGACAGUUUUAAUGAGGCCAAGUACAUCUCCUUCAGCAUGCUGGUGUUCUGCAGUGUGUGGAUUGCCAUGAUCCCAGCCUAUCUGAGCACCAGAGGGAAGUACAUGGUGGCUGUGGAGAUAUUUGCCAUACUGAGCUCCAGUGCCGGGGUUUUAGGCUGUAUAUUUCUCCCCAAAUGUUACAUUAUCUUAUGGAGACCAGAACUGAACAACAAAACAUGCUUAAUGCAGAAAAGAGUUUUGUAAUAAAUUGUACUCCUAAAUAAAACAUAAAAUAUAGUAGAUUUA
This is a messenger RNA of Rana temporaria (common frog), 2091 nucleotides long. Its product is annotated as vomeronasal type-2 receptor 26-like. Bases 1 to 2049 code for a protein of 682 amino acids. Gene Ontology annotation, cellular component: membrane. Gene Ontology annotation, molecular function: G protein-coupled receptor activity. Gene Ontology annotation, biological process: G protein-coupled receptor signaling pathway. The transcript has 6 exons. The record is from RefSeq and is a predicted model, not a curated record. Lineage: Eukaryota; Metazoa; Chordata; Amphibia; Anura; Ranidae.